UUUUCCCUUCCCGUGCGCCCGCGAAAAACCUCCCGCCGCCGCCGCUCCAGGGCACUAAACCCUAGCCAUGGCGUCCUCCAUACUCUCCGACUGCUCCUCCUCCGCCACCUCCCGCCUCCUCCCCCUCCGCCGCGCCCUCCUCGCGCCGCCGUGCCGCUUCCGCCCGGCCACCGUCGCCGCGCCGCCGCGGAGGCCCCUCGCCAUCGCCGCCCCCCAGCUCCCGCUUCUCCCCCGCGCGCGCGGCACGGCUUCGGCCUCAGCCGCCGCCGCCGCCGCCGCCUCCUCUACCGACUCAGAUGCUUGUGCCAAGAUCAUUGAUGGGAAGUUGGUGGCAAAGCAGAUAAGAGAGGAAAUCGCUGUUGAGAUCGCCAAGAUGAAGGAUGCAAUUGGGGUUGUGCCUGGGCUGGCAGUCAUCCUAGUUGGGUCAAGGAAGGAUUCUCAAACGUAUGUGCGCAACAAGAAGAAGGCAUGCGAAGCGGUUGGUAUCAAGUCAUAUGAGGUUAAUUUGCCGGAAGACAGCUCUGAGGAUGAGGUUCUCAAGCACAUCGCAACAUUUAACAGUGAUCCGUCGGUGCAUGGCAUCUUGGUUCAGUUGCCCCUACCUCAUCAUAUGAAUGAUGAGAACAUUUUGAAUGCUGUUAGUAUUGAGAAGGAUGUUGAUGGAUUUCAUCCACUGAACAUUGGACGACUUGCAAUGCAAGGUCGGGAUCCGUUCUUUGUUCCAUGCACCCCUAAAGGAUGCAUGGAAUUACUACACAGAUAUGGAGUUGAAAUCAAAGGGAAGAGAGCUGUUGUAAUUGGGCGGAGCAAUAUUGUGGGGAUGCCUGCUGCAUUAUUACUGCAAAAAGCCAACGCAACUGUUAGCAUUGUACAUUCAAAUACCAAGAAGCCUGAGGAAAUAACAAGACAAGCAGAUAUUGUUAUCGCAGCUGUUGGAGUUGCUAAUCUGGUCAGAGGGAGUUGGAUAAAGCCUGGUGCUGCUAUUAUUGAUGUUGGCAUCAAUCCAGUUGAUGAUCCAGAAAGCCCUCGAGGUUAUCGGCUGGUUGGAGAUGUGUGCUACGAGGAGGCCUCCAAGAUUGCAGGACUAAUCACGCCAGUUCCUGGUGGUGUCGGGCCAAUGACAAUUGCGAUGCUUUUGUCGAACACACUUGAGUCAGCUAAAAGGAUACACAAAUUCAAAUAACUGUGCAACCCUAUGGUAAAAAACGGAUGAAUAUCCAUUAAAAAAAAUGGAUGUGUACUUAACCUUUGCUGUAGCCUACCAGAUAAGGGUUUUGCUCAACCUUUUCGUGUGCCUUUUGCUGGACCAGGUAACCACAACAAUAGUCAUAAAAAUAAAUUUUGACCAUGGUAUGUUUUUCCUGGCUUGAUACCAGCAACAAUAACCUUUUCGUUGUAUUUGGUAAUGAGGCAAAAUUGGGAUGCCAGUAAGCUUGGAUGAACCAUCCAUCCAUCUGAUCAGUUAGCAGUAUAUUUGUUUCCAUAAUUUGAUUGGGUACAAUGAGUGGUGGAUGCUUCUGCCUUCUGGUCAUUGUGACUGCACAGUAGAGGGAAAGAAACAAACAACUGCCCCAAUCUAAUCCAGCCAGUUGGAUCCUGGAUUUUAUUAGCUGUCAAUACUAUUUUAUGUAUGGUACACUGCACUCAUGGUUUUGUUUUGGUUCUUGCCAACUGGUGACUACUCAUAGCUGGAUGGAAUUUGGUCGUGUAACAUUUCUUUUAUAAGAAAAGUUUGUCAUGUCAA
Molecule: messenger RNA, 1744 nt
Organism: Oryza sativa Japonica Group (Japanese rice)
Lineage: Eukaryota; Viridiplantae; Streptophyta; Magnoliopsida; Poales; Poaceae
Product: bifunctional protein FolD 4, chloroplastic
Biological process (GO): tetrahydrofolate interconversion
Cellular component (GO): cytosol
Molecular function (GO): methylenetetrahydrofolate dehydrogenase (NADP+) activity; methenyltetrahydrofolate cyclohydrolase activity
Source: RefSeq, a predicted model, not a curated record